AUUGCAAGCUCUCAGACUAUAUAAGUCGGGACCAGUCCAAUCGCACUCCCCAUGUAUUUCCAGCUCUCGACAUGCGUUCCUCCUCUCUUGCCGUAGUGGGAGCCUUCAUCAGCCUGGUUUCUGGUCUCGCCAAUGCGGCUGUCAUCAAGGUACGCGCCGAUGACUCUGGCACGGGCUCUACGACUUCUGAUGUGUUCCCGCCUAACGGUACCCGAGUCAACUCUCAGCUCUUCCCGCCAGAGUCCCAAGUAGGCUACCCAGGACCCACUCCCACGGGUGUCGAGCCCGGAGCGGCAGCCACAGCAGCCAUCUAUGCUUCCAACACUGGCGCCACCGGCAAUUUUCCGCUUGUCGUCGAAGACCCACUCGAAGAAAGUGACAGCGACUUUGAUGUCUUCAAGCAUUGGGGUAAUCUGUCCCCUUGGUACUCUGUGCCGUCUUCCGACUUUGGGCUGGACGACACGUCUCCGCUCGUACCCGGAAACUGCUCCAUCACUCAGGUCCAUAUCAUCUAUCGACAUGGUGCGCGAUACCCCACUUCUGGCGCUGCCCCGACACUCUUUGCCGAGAAACUCGCCAAUGCCACGAAUUUGACUGCUGAGGGCGAGCUGGGCUUUUUGAAUGGGUGGACGUACAAGCUGGGAGCGGAGCUGCUGUCGCCUUUCGGAAGACUCCAGGAGUUCAGUCUUGGGCUGGCGAACAGGCAACAGUAUGGGAUACUGUUGAACAACUUUACGGAGCAAGGGACGCUUCCUGUCUUCAGGACAGAGAGUCAAGACCGGAUGGUCAAGACUACCGCCAACUUUGCAGCCGGCUUCUUUGGUGUACCCGAGUAUCUCGACGAGGUCAACAUUGAGCUCAUGGUAGAGGCCGACGGCGUCAACAACACCGGCGCUCCCUACUCCGUCUGCAACAACGCCAACAACUUCCGGGGCAAGCUGGGGAGCACCGCCGCUGCCCAAUUCGCUCAGAAUGCUUUCAACGGGACUCUCGACAGGCUUCAAGGUCAGCUAUCCGGCCUUGAGCUUGACUCGGAGGACAUCAUUGCUAUGCUCCAGCUCUGCGCGUACGAGACGGUCUCUCUGGGCUAUUCUGUCUUCUGCAAGGUCUUCACAGAGGAAGACUUUGAGAACUUUGAGUACUACUACGACCUCACGUUCUACUAUGAGCAAGGAUUCGGCUCCCCUGUGGCUGCAGCCCAAGGUAAGGGGUUCCUGGAGGAGUAUGUGGCUCGUUUUACCCAAACGCCGAUCACCACAUCAGACUCUGCUCUGAACUCUACUUUGGACAGCGACCCCACCUACUUUCCGCUCAAUCAAUCCAUCUAUGCCGAUGCCACACACGAAGUCGUUGUCCUCGACUUUCUCUCCGCGCUUAAUUUGACAGCACUAUACUCGACUGGACCUCUCCCGGUAGAUAAGAGGGUAGAGAACUCUUCGUUCGUGGCAUCGAAAGUGGUGCCUUUUGCCACGCAUCUUGUGGCUCAGGUGGUAGAAUGCUCAGACUUGGUGCCCACAAAGCAGAUUCGGUUCAUCCUUAAUGAUGCUGUUAUUCCCAUCCACGACAGCUACGAAGGUUGCGAGUGGAAUAAGGACGGGCUCUGCGCUUUCGACACUGUGGUCUCUGCUUUGCAGAAACGAAUCGAGGAGAUUGAUUUUGCAUAUGACUGCUUUGGCAACUAUACUGUGGAGGUUGGGAAAGAUUAUAAUGGCCGAGCACCGAGAGAGUGAUCGAUGUAUGGAGAUGUACGAGGACUUUUGGACUGUGUCUGAUCUUAUAAUCAAUGUUUUUCUGCUCCGUAUGCACUAUGCAUUAUCCAACGACUGCUCUCA
Molecule: messenger RNA, 1832 nt
Organism: Cryptococcus amylolentus CBS 6039
Lineage: Eukaryota; Fungi; Basidiomycota; Tremellomycetes; Tremellales; Cryptococcaceae
Exons: 5
Coding region: 72-1730 (552 amino acids)
Molecular function (GO): acid phosphatase activity
Source: RefSeq, a predicted model, not a curated record